AGGGCCACGGACGCCGGUCGUGCUCCAUCCCCGCCGCGAUGUCGUCCUGGCUCGGUGGCCUCGGCUCCGGCUUGGGCCAGUCUCUGGGUCAGGUGGGGGGCAGUCUGGCUUCCCUCACUGGCCAGAUCUCCAACUUCACGAAGGAUAUGCUGAUGGAGGGCGCGGAGGAGGUGGAAGCAGAUUUGCCUAAUUCUGGGAGAAAAGAAAUUGAAGCUAUUCAUUCAAUCUUAAGAUCAGAGAAUGAAAGACUUAAAAAACUUUGCACUGACCUAGAAGAAAAGCAUGAAGCUUCAGAACUUCAAAUAAAGCAGCAGUCUAUGAGUUACCGAAGCCAGCUGCAGCAGAAAGAGGUAGAAAUCAGCCACCUUAAAGCAAGACAGAUUGCACUACAGGAUGAAUUGCUGAAACUGCAGUCAGCUGCUCAGUCAGUGCAGUCAGGACCUGGCAGUGUACCAGCAACCACUGUGUCAUCUUCAUUUGGUUAUGGGAUUGGUCAUCAUGCGUCAGCUUUCCAUGAAGAUGACAUGGACUUUGGUGACAUAAUUUCAUCACAACAAGAAAUCAACAGAUUGUCAAAUGAAGUUUCAAGACUUGAAUCUGAAGUUGGCCAUUGGAGGCAUAUUGCUCAGGCACGGGGAAUACAGAGCUCUGAUCAAACAGAAAUCUGCAAACUGCAAAAUAUUAUUAAGGAACUUCAGCAGAACCGAAGUCAAGAAAUUGAUGACCAUCAGCAUGAAAUGUCAGUAUUGCAGAACACACAUCAGCAGAAACUCACAGAGAUAAGUCGCAGGCAUCGAGAGGAAUUAAGUGACUAUGAAGAACGAAUUGAAGAACUGGAAAAUCUGUUACAGCAAGGUGGCUCAGGAGUUACAGGAACUGAUCACUCUAAAAUGUAUGAGAUGCAAAAAACUAUUCAGGCUCUACAGACUGAAAAAGUAGAAUCUACCAAAAAAAUUGAAGAACUUGAAGAUAAAAUAAAAGAGAUAUAUGAGCAGUUAUCUUCUGCAGACAGUGACAGAGAUAUCUUGAGGAGAGAACACGAAGCGCUCCAUGUGGAAAAGAGACAAACACCCGAAGAGUGUGAUCGACUGCAGGCUUCUGCUGUGAGACAUAGUGACACUGUGAUGGAGGAAGGGAGAGUUCUUCCACAGAAUUCCUCAGUGGAAGAAGUGUUCAGAUUACAGCAGGCUUUGACUGAUGCUGAAAAUGAAAUAAUGAGACUAAGCAGUUUAAACCAGGAUAACAAUCUUGCUGAAGACAAUCAGAAACUUCAAAUGCGUGUCCAAGUUUUAGAAAAAGAGAAGUCAUCACUUAGUCAAGAAAAGGAAGAACUUCAGAUGUCACUUUCCAAAUUGAGCAAUGAAUAUGAAGUCAUUAAAAGUUCAGCUGCAAGAGAUAUGGAUUUGGAUUCUGAAGUACGUGACUUGAAACUUAACUUGGAAGCAAAGGAACAAGAACUAAAUCAGAGUAUUAGUGAAAAGGAAAUGCUAAUGGCUGAGUUAGAAGAACUGGACAGACAGAACCAAGACGCUACGGAGCACGUGAUUUUGAUAAAAGAUCAACUAUCAAAACAACAAAGUGAAGGAGAUAGCAUUAUCCGGAAACUGAGAGAAGAUCUAGAUAAUGAAAAAAAGAGAGUCCAUCAGCUGGAAGAUGAUAAAGAGAGCAUUGCCAAAGAGUUAGACAUGCAGAAAGAAAAGUUAACUCAUAGUGAACUGGUCCUAAGUGAUUUGCAUUUUACCAAGCAGAAGCUUGAAGAUAAAGUAGAAGAUUUAGUAGAUCAGCUAAGUAAGUCACAGAGAAAUAAUGUCACCAUCCAGAAGGAGAACCUUGAACUGAAGGAGCUCAUCAGACAGAAUGAAGAGGCGUUGGCUGCAGUCAGGAAUGAGCUAACUCAGUCUCAAGACCCUAGCAGUAAUUUGAAGGAUGACUUACUUAAAGAAAGGGAAACUGAAGUUAGAAACUUAAAGCAAAAUCUUUCAGAACUAGAACAGGUCAAUGAAAACUUAAAGCAAGUUGCUUUUGAUCUCAAAAUGGAAAAUGAAAAGUUGGUUGUAGUGUGUGAAGAAGUAAGACAUCAGUUAGAAGAAUCCAUUGCUGGUAGCAAUCAGAUUUCUUUAGAGAAAAACACUAUGGUAGAGACUCUGCAAAGGGAAAAAGGACAGAUAGAAGCCGAACUAUGUCGUACUGAGAAGAGGCUAUUGGAGGAAGCAAAGCAGUAUAAGAAAACCAUCGAGGAACUGUCCAGUGUACGCAGUUUGAAUACCUCUGCCUUACAGCUGGAACAUGAGCACUUAAUUAAACUCAAUCAAGAAAAAGACUUUGAAAUAGCAGGACUCAAAAAGAAUAUUGAGCAGAUGGAUUCUGAUCACAAACAAACAAAGGAAAAUUUGUCAUCUAGUUUAGAAGAGCAGAAACAAUUGACACAGCUCAUAAAUGAGAAAGAAAUAUGUAUCGAAAAACUUAAAGAAAAAAGUUCAGAGCUGCAGGAGGAAUUAGACACAUGUGCUCAGGCAAUUAGAAAAAAUGAGACUUUACGGCAGACUGUAGAGGAAAAGGACAGAAAUCUUGGGUCCAUGAAAGAAGAGAACAAUCACCUUCGGGAAGAGCUGGAACGGCUCAGGGAACAGCAGAGCCGAGCUGCACUUGCAGCUGAGCCGAAAGCUCCGGACAGUGUCACGGAACUAGAAUGUGAGGUGUCUCAGUUGAACAUAAUCAAAGAUCAUCUGGAAGAGGAAAUUAAACAUCAUCAAAAGACCAUUGAAGAUCAAAACCAGAGUAAGAUGCAGCUGCUUCAGUCUUUAGAGGAGCAGAAAAAGGAAAUGGAUGAGUUUAAACAUGAGCACGAGCAGAUGAGUGUCACGCAUACUCGGCUCUUCUUAGAAAAAGAUGAGGAGAUUAAGAACUUGCAAAGAACAAUUGAACAAAUAAAGGCCCAGUUGCACAAAGAAAGACAGGACAUUCAGACAGAGAAUUCUAAUAUUUUUCAAGAAACAAAAGUUCAGAGCCUUAGUAUAGAAAAUGGAAGUGAAAAGCAUGAUUUAUCUAAAGCUGAAACUGAAAGGUUGGUGAAAGGCAUAAAAGAACGAGAGCUGGAGAUUAAACUUCUAAAUGAGAAGAAUAUAUCUUUAACUCAGCAAAUUGAUCAGCUGUCCAAAGAUGAGGUUGGUAAGCUCACCCAGAUUAUCCAGCAGAAAGACUUGGAGAUACAGGCUCUGCACGCUAGGAUUUCUUCAGCUUCAUAUACUCAGGAUACUGUUUAUCUGCAACAGCAAGUGCAUGACUAUGCUGUGGAAAGAGAAAGACUAAUAGUUAUUUUGAAUGAGAAAACAAGGGAAAAUAGCCGUCUGAAAACAGAGUAUCACAAAGUGAUGGAUAUAAUUAGUGCCAAAGAAGCAGCCCUCAUUAAGCUGCAAGAUGAGAAUAAAACAUUGUUCAAUAGAUUUGAAAGCAGUGGCCAAGAUAUGUUUAGAGAAACUAUUCAGAAUUUAUCACGCAUCAUCCGAGAAAGAGACAUUGAAAUAGAUGCCUUAAGUCAGAAAUGUCAGACUCUACUGGCAGUUCUACAAACUUCUGGCAUGGGUAGCGAGGUUGGAGGUGUUAAUAGUAACCAGUUCGAGGAGCUUUUACAGGAACGUGAUAAAUUAAAACAGCAAGUAAAGAAAAUGGAAGAGUGGAAACAGCAGGUGAUGACCACGGUCCAAAAUAUGCAGCACGAGUCAGCCCAGCUGCAGGAGGAGCUUCAUCAACUUCAGGCACAAGUUUUGGUUGACAGUGAUAACAACUCUAAAUUACAAGUGGACUACACUGGCCUGAUCCAAAGUUACGAACAGAAUGAAACCAAACUCAAAAAUUUUGGGCAGGAAUUAGCACAAGUUCAGCACAGCAUAGGGCAGCUUUGCAAUACCAAGGACCUUCUUCUAGGAAAACUUGAUAUUAUGUCCCCCCAGCUCUCCUCUGGCUUGUCAGUUACCUCUCGGUCAGCAGAGUCUCUUGGAGUGAGUGAGUCCGCUGGGUCACAGCUGGAUCCUGUUGCUUCUCAAUUGCUUCAGCAAGAGGUAGAUGACCUAAGAAAAUCACUGCAGGAAAAAGAUGCAUCAAUUAGAACUCUCCAGGAAAAUAAUCACAGGUUGUCGGAUUCCAUUGCUGCUUCCUCAGAGAUAGAAAGAAAAAAACAUGAACAAACGGAUUCAGAAAUUAAGCAGCUAAAGGAGAAACAAGAGGUUUUACAGAACUUACUUAAGGAAAAAGACCUCUUAAUCAAAGCCAAAAGUGAUCAGUUACAUUCAUCAAAUGAAAAUUUCACUAACAAAGUGAAUGAAAAUGAGCUUUUGAGGCAGGCAGUGACAAAUCUGAAGGAGAGAAUACUGAUUUUAGAAAUGGACAUUUCUAAACUAAAGGGGGAAAAUGAAAAAAUAGUAGAAAUAUCCAGGGGAAAGGAGACAGAAUACCAGGCAUUACAAGAGACCAACAUGAAGUUUUCUAUGAUGUUACGAGAAAAAGAGUUUGAAUUCCAUUCCAUGAAAGAGAAGGCACUUGCUUUUGAGCAACUGUUGAAAGAAAAAGAGCAGGGCAAAGCUGGGGAGUUAAAUCAACUUUUAAAUACAGUUAAAUCAAUGCAGGAGAAGACAGUUACAUUUCAACAGGAGAGAGACCAAGUUAUGUUGGCCUUGAAACAGAAGCAGAUGGAAACUGGUGCUCUACAGAAUGAGGUUCAACACUUACGUGACAAAGAAACCCGGUUAAACCAGGAGCUAGAGAGAUUGCGAAACCACCUUUUAGAAUCAGAAGAGUCUCAUACCCGGGAAAUUUUGGCUAUAGAAGAGAGAGAGACUAAGCUGAAAAAGAAAGUCACAGUGUUGGAGGAAAAGCUAAAGUCAUCCUCCAGUGCGAUGGAGAACGCAAGUCAUCAAGCCAAUGUGCAAGUGGAAUCUUUGCAAGAACAGUUGAACAUGGUCUCCAAGCAGAGGGAUGAAACUGCACUCCAGCUUUCUGUAUCUCAGGAACAAGUAAAACAGUAUGCUCUGUCAUUAGCCAACCUACAGAUGGUUCUAGAACACUUCCAACAAGAGGAAAAAGCUAUGUAUUCUGCUGAAUUAGAAAAGCAAAAACAGCUUAUAGCUGAAUGGAAGAAAAAGGCAGAGAAUCUGGAAGGAAAAGUGUUGUCAUUGCAGGAGCGUUUGGAUGAAGCAAAUGUGGCAUUGGAUUCAGCAUCAAGACUUACAGAACAGUUAGAUCUAAAAGAAGAACAGAUUGAAGAACUUAAAAAACAAAAUGAGCUCCGACAAGAAAUGUUGGACGAUGCACAAAAGAAACUGAUGAACUUAGUAAACAGCACAGAAGGAAAAGUGGACAAAGUCCUCAUGAGAAACCUCUUCAUUGGUCAUUUCCACACGCCAAAAAAUCAGCGUCAUGAAGUGCUACGACUAAUGGGAAGCAUCCUGGGUGUUAAAAGGGAGGAAAUGGAGCAGCUGUUUAAUGAAGAUCAAGGAGGUGUUGCUAGGUGGAUGACGGGGUGGCUUGGAGGAGGAUCAAAAAGUGUGCCCAGUACACCUCUGAGGCCAAAUCAGCAGUCUGUGCUCAAUAGUUCUUUUUCAGAACUUUUUGUUAAAUUUCUUGAAACAGAAUCUCAUCCAUCUGUUCCACCACCAAAGCUAUCUGUUCGUGACUUGAAGCCUCUAGAUUCACCAGGAAGAAGAAAACUUGAUACAAAUACACCAGAUACAGCAGAAUCCAGAACUGGAAGAAGAGCAGAUGUGAAUUCAUUCUUGGCUCCCCGCUCUGCAGCUGUGCCUCUGAUUAAGCCAGCUGGACUUGGACCUGGUGGGCCUGGGCAUCUUCUUUUGAAGCCCAUCUCAGAUGUUCUGCCCACAUUUACACCUUUACCAGUAUCACCUGACAACAGUGCUGGUGUUGUACUAAAAGACCUUCUAAAGCAAUAGGUAAUUCUCAAGCCAGAGACUAUAGCACUUUAAGGAAACCAUGAACACUAUAUUAUAUAACUUAUCACAAAGUGGCCUUUUGGAAGAAGUCAUGUAUUUGUUUGUAGUUGUAAUUUUUCUGUUAAUAAAAACAUUCUCAAUGCUUUUAGAAGUUGCAGGUGUCAGAAGAACAAUUAUCUGCUAUGUAAUCUGCUUUUUUUCCUUUUCUGGUUUUACCUAAUUUAAAACUAGAAACAUUUGGUUUACUUUUUAAUUUACAAAAUUUAAAAAAGGAAAGACUAGUAACUGUGUAUAUAAUCUCAGUCUUUUAUUUCCUUCUCUGAUUUCAAGCUCAAUUUAAGACAGAGGGAUGUGGUCUAUCUUUUGAAAGAUAAGAGAUUUACUCCCAAAAAAAGGCCUGAUAAAGGCUUCCCUGAAUAGAGCAGAAAAUUGGUCUGAAGUGUGCAUUAUCGUCCUUCAAGGACCUUGUAUAAGGAGGCUGAUAGGUGCCCUGAGAUCAAAUAUAUAUUUGGUUCUAUGCAAUUUUAUCUUGUGUGUAGAUGCAUCUGACCACCAUAGUCAAUACACGACUCUUCCAUGCUAAGAACCCCUUGAGCUGCACUUUCCUAACCACAACCACCUUUGCUGUCUCCCGCCUUAGUCCCAGGCAACUGCUAACUGUCACCCUCUCUGGUUGUUCCUCCACGAAUGCUGUAUAAAUGGAAGCACACAUUGUGUGACCUAUUGAGAUGGGUGUUUUCACUUAGCAUAAUUCCUUUGAGAUCCAUCCAAGUUGUUUUGUGGAUCAGUAAUCUGUUCCUUUUUAUUGUCCAGUACAUGCUGUAACUAAAUGGUAUCAUUUAGCUUUAAGAGCUGAGCUGCCCCUUUAAAGGAUCAUCUAAAACUAAAGGUUUCCUCCACGGAUACACAGAACUCUCCUUCAUGUGUUCAUUGUACAGCUGCAUCCACAUAAACUGAAAUUAGCAAUAUCAUUAGACGUGCCCCCUCCUGCCUCUGUCUGAGGUGUGGCUACCUGAGGUGCAGGGAUUCAUGGUUAUCUGUCCUCACCAAGUCACUGCAGUGACAUCACCUCAACAGCACCAGCACCAGGUGUUUGGAAUUUGAAGAGAGUCUUUCUUUACUUUUUUACAAACCCAUUAUAAAAGAAAAAAUCCUGACUUGCAGCCUAAUUGUAUCAAGACGCUCAUAUUUGUACUGGUUGUUGGCAUUGUACAUUUAAAAGUCAUUUCUUGCAGAUUUUGUAAAUUUAGAUAAGCCUUUAAAACAGAAACAUUUGUAUAGCAAGGAAAGGUGAAAACGAGACUAAUCCAAAUUGUAAAUAGGCCCAGCUCUGGGUAGAGCUAAAUUGGGUUGUUUGUAAAUUUGCCUGUGAUGAAGUGUAUAUUUCUAAUAUAUUUAGAAGACUGGAAGUUUUAAUGAUGUGUUGAUAGUUAUAAAUUUUUUUCUGAAAAAUUAAGUAACCAAGAUAAUGCUGCUUCCUUAUGCCACCUGUCUCCUUAACUAACUUAUUUAUAGUGCCCUUCUUUGGUACAUUUUAGAGAAUAUUACCAUAGAAGUUCUCAUUAGAAAUGUCAAGCUGCCUCCUCCCAGUUUUUCCCUUUAUGAUUUCUCUCUGGCAUUACAGAUGCUCUUCCACUUACAGUGGACUUACAGCUGAAUAAAUCCAUUCUGAAUUAAAAACAUCUUGAAUUCAAAAUGCAUUUGUCACACCCAAACUAUCAGCCGCCCUGGCUUAGCAACACAGCAGCUGUGGAGAUCUGGGUUCCUCUGCUGAGCGCAUCCCUACAACCCCCAUUGUUGCCCAGCGUUAGGAAAAGGGGAAUUCUAAACUUAAGCACCAUUUCUGCCUGACAUGCGUCAGCUCGGCACCACGUAAAAGGGAAACGGCCGUCGUAAGCUGAGGAUCAUCUGUAUUACUAUAGAUUUUUAUAUGCUCCUUAAAAAGAUAUUUUCACUGACUAUCCUAGAUUAUUUGCUGUAUAGAGCAUUUUAGUAUAGAGCAACUGAAAGGCUAGUUUCUAAGCUAAAAAUAAAGAUAUAUGGGCCUUUUUCUUUUUUUCUUAAGAAAUAGGUGUAAAAUGUUUUAUUUUUAGGAGUUGCAUGGUGGAUAUUUAAGCAUUGUGUUUCAUAGUUGAAAUACCUUUUAUGACAUUUGGAGUAUUUCCUUUCCUGACCAAAACUGCCUGUUCCCCCUCACCCCUUUGCUUAACCUUGGUUUGAAAGCUGUCAUGUGUGGACUACACAUCCAGGCUUCACAGAGCAUGAUAUAACAAUGCUGCCAUUGAAGCCAUGACCUUGUCUGAAAGCUGUAGUACCUGAUGUUUCUGUUGUUUGCAUGCUAAGUGGCGUUGAUCCUGACCAGACAUAACUCAUCAACUUCUGAAACUAAGUUGUGUCAGAGAUGAACCAUCUGCUCAAGGAUGCUUAGUAAAGAGAGCGAUGAGGCACAUGAUGUCGGUGUUAGUGGCAGGACACUGGGUGUUGUAACUACAGCAGCUUCACUGUUUAUAGCUCUGUGAACUCAGUAGAAUUUGUGCUUGAAUUUUGCCUCAGCGGCCACGAUUUUUCACAACAGUCUCAAUGGUUUUCAACUUCAGUUAAAUAUACUGUAGUAGAAAAUUUACCCUGCCAUCAAAGUUGAUUUUAGUAUAAUAUGCUAUCGUGUGGUUUUGUGAAUUUUAGUACCUAACAUUCUUGUUUGCUUCUUUUUAUUAAAGUGGGGGAAAAACCGAAAUACCUAGGCAAAAAGAAGUGGCUUUCUUAGAGCUGGUCAGUUAGAACAUCAGAUGUCGCCAGAAGAGCCUUCAAUUUCUUUCAGCCUUCCAGUGGGUCCCAGGGGCAGAAAGACUAUAAAAUACUUAUUAGCCCAUCAGUAACUGGGAGGGGGUGCAUGAGGAUGUGGGCACAGGUGAGCUGUGUAGAAGGUGCCAGGUGCACCAGCCCUGACAGUGUCUGGUUUCACAUAUCAAAGCAUUUAAAACAUUGUCCAUCAACAAAAAUUUAUCUUUAAUUUUGUAAAUAUCAGGUAAGUUAGGUUUUACACACACACACACACGCACACACACACACACACACACACGGAAAAAUAAUGAUCAUUUUAAUGUCCUGACAUUUGUGAUUAUUUUCCAGUCUUUAUAUUUUAACUUAUUAUGAUUUCAUUAUUUAAAUUUGAAAAUUUGUUUUUUGGUUUAUAGAGAAAUAACUAAAUGUGAGAAAUUUCCAACCCCACUUUAAGAUUCAGUUGUGUUUUAUAGCGCAAAAGUCAAUGCAUUUUUUAAUUUCUCAGGAACACUGCAAGGCAAAAAAAAUUUUUAAUACUCCAAAUAAAAAUGAUGUAUGUAAGUUGGCCAUGUCUUUAUCCACAAUAAAAACCUUUUUUCAGCAAACA
Messenger RNA from Nannospalax galili (Upper Galilee mountains blind mole rat), 9330 nucleotides. RefSeq names its product thyroid hormone receptor interactor 11 (gene Trip11). Gene Ontology annotation, biological process: endoplasmic reticulum to Golgi vesicle-mediated transport; Golgi organization. The transcript is spliced from 21 exons. Gene Ontology annotation, molecular function: small GTPase binding. Gene Ontology annotation, cellular component: Golgi apparatus. The coding region runs from base 39 to 5942 and encodes 1967 amino acids. The record is from RefSeq and is a predicted model, not a curated record. NCBI's taxonomy places the organism in Eukaryota, Metazoa, Chordata, Mammalia, Rodentia, Spalacidae.